CUACCCCUCAGCGGGCUGCUCCCCCGGCCAAGGCCACGGCCUCGCGGGCUACACCUGCACCGCUGGUCUCACCAUGGAUCUGGAGCCCUGCCUCAGCCUCACUGACUUCCCCCUGCCCCAACCCCUCUCUGGCUUCAGAGGCCACAGCGUACCUCCCUACCCGCCAUACCCUGGCCAGUGCCCCUUCAUACCACGGUCUAACAGCAGUGCAUUACUCACUAACCUGGGGCUUCGGUACUGCUCCACCAACAGUGUGCAGCACCCACCCAGGGGUCCUGACUCUGGGCUGGAGUUGGGGUCAGGGUCAGGCCUGGGGCUGGACCCAGGGCCCUGUUGGAACAUGAACCAAGGCUGUGGAACUAGACUCUACCGCAGCAUGGAGAACUUGAACUGGAGUAAUUCUGUGUCUGUACCAGGCCUCUACUGUUCCCCGUAUUGUGCCCCCUACAGAGGCAGUGUGGACAGUGGGUUCAUCUUCCGCUGCACUGCCACCAGCCACUGGUACGAUGGGCCCUCGGAGGGGACAGGGCCCCAGGGCUACGGUCCUGAGAGCCUGGCGUUCUACCCCCACCCCCGCCUGGGGAGGGGACUAGGGGGGUUGGGGAGGAAGGACCUGCCCCUCUUCCCCCAGUGGCUGUUCCCCGGCGCAGAUGACUGGGGGGUGAACGCUACCACCAAUGGCAGGAAGGAGCUAAGGGAGAAGCUCCGCCUCCAAAGCGCUCGAUCCGCAGCGGAACCCCUGAAGCCUCUUCGACCUCAGGUAACCCCAGGCAGUACCACUCCCAUCCUGAGGGGGUGCUCAGAGAGGGACUCAUCCCCUCACCAGAGGUACGUUGGGAGACCCCUGUAUGUCCGGCACCUCACCAGCCCUGAGAAAAUCAAGCAGGAGGUUCUGAGACGCCUUCAGCUCCGCCGGCAGAACAGCACCCCAAACCUGGCCCUCCAUGCCUCCCUGGAGACCCCUCAGACCCCAGACAUGGCCAUGUCCUUCCCCACCGAGUCCAUCUCUGUCACUGGAAGUAGUGCUGAGCUCAUAGCCGAGCGUAAGAGGCCCCCUAUGGGCCGCCUGCACAUCCCUACCUUCAAGGAGUUUAAGAGGAUGAGACAGAGAGAGGGAGAGAGUGGACAGACAGAGAGCAGGAGUAAUGCUACUACAGUAACAACUAUAGACCAACCGCCAGAGACUGGCAGUGGAGAGACUCCCACAGCCAGCACUUUGCACUCAUCCUCUCCCAUCUUCACUGGCCCUACUCCCCAGCUAAAAGCCAACAUUCAGACCACAGUCUCUAACAAACCUAUAUGCACAGGCCCUACUCCCCGCUCUCCCCUUCAGCCCUCCAGUAAGACCCAGGGGAAGGGGACCAUGUAUCAUACCCAGGCCCAGGACAGAAGGCCUAAUGUGGGGCUCAGUGUGCCUCGGGCCUCCCAGGUCCCCUUCCCUCCUCCACACAGGGAGAGUGCAGAGGGCCCCUCCAGCUGCUGCCCAGCCCUGCUCCUGGACAAGACUGACCUCUCCAGCUAUGGAGCCAAGAUCUACAAGAUGAAGGAUGGGUUCAUCGGCUCCGCCCUGGACCUCAUCAAGAAGAGCUGCAGUGCAGAGAUUGCAGCGGCAGAGGCCCCCGUCAGGCUGUCAGGUGACCAGGACGACAGCGCUAACAUCGCUCCCCCACCAGAUUUUCAAUCCUCCACCGUCUCCAUGACAACCGCGACGGCCUGUGGAGAGGAGGCUUGCGACAAGCCUGCAGCAGGAGGAGGAGAAGAACUAACUGCAGAAUGCCACUCUGGCCUGGGCUGCAGGCGCUCCAGCUCGGACGCAGCCUAUGAACCGGCCGAAUCGGUGAGGGCCCAGCGCGAGUGCCGCCUCCGGCCCCACUACAGCGACCCCAUGCCGGCCGACGCCGCCAAGCGCAAACAGCUGGAGAUGAAGAUCGCUGCCGCUGCACGCCUCCACAGCCAGCGACGGGACAGGGACAUCGCUCCUGCCUCGGUGCGGGUCCGUUCUGAACCCCGCGGUGAAGAGCGUCUAGGGAGUCUGGGUGUGACGCGUGGUGGACAGCACCGCUGGAGCACCGUGAGCAGCCUAAGUGCUGACAGUGGUGUGGUGGGCCUGUGUGACGACCGCGAUGAUGACGACGAACCCCGGAGAGUACACCACAGUGGAGGGGCCGAGGUGGAACGGGUGGACAGCGGGAUUGGACCCUGCCUGGCCCACGGCUGGAAGAGACCCUCUGCCUCUCUCAGGGCCUGGGAGGCCCAGAGACCCUGCCCAGACUGUGGCCAGAGAGACGGGCACGGGGUGGCCCGAACAGAGGGGGAGGGGACCAGUAUGUGUGAGCGCUGCUCCAAGCUGAGGACGGAGAGGAAGGAAGCCAUCUUGGAGUUCCUGAACACAGAGUCAAGUUAUGGGGAGGACCUGAGGAUCAUCAAGGAGGAGUUCUACUGUCCCAUGCAGAGCGCCGGGCUGCUGACCUCAGAACAGCUGACUGUGGUGUUCAGCAACGUUCAGGAGCUCAUAGACGUCAACGAACGCUUCACUGAACACCUGCAGGACAGCAUUGACCAGGCCUUCGACCAGGGAGAUGAGGACCUGCUAACAGUGUGCAUUGGAGAGAUGUUCCUGGAGUUUGUCAACAUGCUGCCAGCCUUCCAGACAUACUGCCUGCAGCAGUCCACCUCUGUCAACAUGCUCAACACCCUGGAGAAGGAGAAAGAACUGCUGAGGAUCUUCCUGGACGUGUCCCAGAAUGACAACACAGCCCUGCGGCGUAUGAACCUGCGCUCCUUCCUCAUGGCUCCCCUUCAGAGGGUCACCAAGUACCCCCUCCUCCUGAGCCGCAUCAGCAAGGUCACCAUGGAGUGCCACCCCGACCAUGGCCGUCUCCGAGAGGCCAAGAGCCGUGUGGAGUCUCACCUGGAGCACAUCAACAUGAAGACCAAGCAGGAAGGAACCCUGACCUGGACUCUGCGUUCCUUUCGCCGCGACAGCCGCAAGAACCGCGAGGUCAUUAACAUCGAGAUGCGGGAGAUGUCCAUGAAGACUGUGGGCUGGGCCAGGGAGAACACACGCUUCGUCAUGGAGGGGCCCCUGCAGCUCUCCCAACCUGCAGACGGACAGUGGGUAAAGAAGGGCAGUAAAGGCCUCAAGUUCCAGAACAUCCAGAGUCUGUUGAUGGUGCGUACGCAGCAGCCUGGAGAGGGUCUGUCUCAGACGGACGGCGAGGCCAAGGUGGAGGAGCAGGAGCACGGCGUGUGGGACGGUGUGCUGGUGCUCAUCAAAGACAAGAGCAGUGGGAAGUUCACCGUGCUCAGAGAGCCCAUCCGCCUGGCCAACUGUGUGGUGUCGGCCGACCCUGACUGCGAGGACACCUUUGAGGUGCUGGACAUACGUAAGGAGGCCUUUGUUUUUAGGGCCUCGGAUAAACCCCGCACCCAGCAGUGGUUCCGGCAAAUCAAGAGGUAUACCCGUGACCUGGGGCUGUGGAGGAAGAGGCGUAAUGCGCUCCCCAAUAUUAUGAUGAACACAAACCAGGGCAGGUCCUGA
Salvelinus namaycush (lake trout) is the source of this 3541-nucleotide messenger RNA. RefSeq lists its product as uncharacterized. Gene Ontology annotation, biological process: positive regulation of Rho protein signal transduction. Gene Ontology annotation, molecular function: guanyl-nucleotide exchange factor activity. Lineage: Eukaryota; Metazoa; Chordata; Actinopteri; Salmoniformes; Salmonidae. The record is from RefSeq and is a predicted model, not a curated record. Bases 74 to 3541 code for a protein of 1155 amino acids. The transcript has 7 exons.